Molecule: messenger RNA, 1331 nt
Organism: Vicia villosa (hairy vetch)
Lineage: Eukaryota; Viridiplantae; Streptophyta; Magnoliopsida; Fabales; Fabaceae
Exons: 6
Coding region: 547-942 (131 amino acids)
Cellular component (GO): cytoplasm; nucleus
Source: RefSeq, a predicted model, not a curated record
AAAAAAAAAUGUAAUACAAUAAAGUGGUAUUUUGGGGGAAAUAAUAAAAUCCAUUUGAUUUCCGUUGUUUCUCCGUCAAAGAACCGUGGAGAUUUUUACCAUUAUGAAGAAGCGCAUGCCAUAAAGAGAUUGACCGAGAAACGCAAUCCAAAUCGUGGCACACUAGUUUUCUCUUUCGCCACACAAAUCCUCAAUUCUGGCUCCCAUUUGAUCCUCAUGAAUCAUCAUUAUGAUGUAAAUCAACCCAUUUCUGCACCAUAUGGCCGCCGCUGACAACACCAACACCAACCCCAAGGGUUUUUACUUUUCUCAUCUUAAUUCUUUUUCCCUCUAAUUGUUUUAGACUUAAUUAAAGUAUUUUAAUUAUUCAAAGCCAUGUGUUUUUAGUUAAACACCAAUUAUAAUUUGUCAAAAUUCAAGUGAUUGAAUCUAACUGCAUCUUGUUUCAGUGUGUCCAACACCAGACAUAUCUUAAAUCCAUCUGCAACUUUCCUAUUCAUAUGCUUGUAUCUCACAAUAUCUUCAUUGCUGGGUUUAACAAACCACAUGUUUCUGACUCUUACUCUUGUUUCAAUGUCUUCUUCAUGGAUUCAUUUCAAGGAUUAUUACAAAGUGCUGGAGAUUGAUUAUGAUGCAACGGAUGAAGAUAUUAGAUUAAAUUACCGAAGACUCGCCCUGAAAUGGCAUCCCGACAAACACAUUGAUGAUACUUCUGUUACUGCACAAUUUCAACAGAUAAAUGAAGCUUACACUGUAUUGAGCGAUCCUGUCAAGCGUCUUGACUAUGAUUUAACAGGGGCAUGUGUGAUUGACAAGUACAGCUUGCAGGAAUAUCUGGCCAGAUUUAAAGGAAUGAUUCUCACCUGCAAUGGACUUGGUAUCAACCAUGAAGACAGAUGGUCACAACAAUUGACUGAAGGUUUUGAACCUCUAGAUAAAUAAGGUAAUAUGCCGCCUUUCACUUGUAUAUUUGAUCACAUUCCCUUAAUGUUUGAAUUAGCAACGGGAUUAGAAUUGCAAGGAUGCUUUUUCCGGGCUCCGAUACUGGUGAACAAAAGAAGCUAUCAGAUAGGCAGAUUACUCAUAUGGAUUUGCUGCAGCAACAAUUCUUAGUCACAGAUGUCAAAAAUUUAAGCUUACGGACUGCUUGAUUCCCUUUUCAAAAACCUCUUUUUGUGGUUUCGAAAACUAAAAAAUGUAGUUGUUGCUUUUGAAUUCUCUUUCUCACUUUGUAAAAGCCCAAACUAGAAAACACACAGAGAAGAGCAGAUUUUUACUAAUGUCACAUUGCUAAUUUUUUUCCAUCUGCUGUAUAUAAUUUUGCGAGCAAA